Solanum stenotomum is the source of this 576-nucleotide messenger RNA. RefSeq lists its product as uncharacterized. Gene Ontology annotation, cellular component: CCR4-NOT core complex; P-body; CCR4-NOT complex. Bases 1 to 576 code for a protein of 191 amino acids. Lineage: Eukaryota; Viridiplantae; Streptophyta; Magnoliopsida; Solanales; Solanaceae. The transcript is spliced from 5 exons. Gene Ontology annotation, biological process: negative regulation of translation; mRNA catabolic process. The record is from RefSeq and is a predicted model, not a curated record.
AUGAGGGAAGCAACUCGAGCUUGUCGUGCUCUUGCUUUGUUUCAGGUCAAUAAAAUACCACAUUAUUUCUAUCCAUUUCUCAAGUCUUGUAGAGAUGAAAAGCCUUUGGAGUAUGUGAGGAUCACCGCCUUGGGUGUUCUUGGUGCCCUAACAAAGUUUGAUGAUCCAUAUGGAUCUCAUGCCCUUCAUUUCUUCUUGGAAUCGGAAGUGGUUCCUUUGUGCCUGGCGUGCAUGGAUUUAUGUGAUGAAAUAUUGCGGAAGGUUGCAACUCUCAUAGUUAUGAAAGUUCUGAUGCAAGAGAGGGGAAUGAGCUAUUGUUGUGCUACGCCUGAAUGCUUCUUCUCGAUACUACAGGUGUUGAGACGAGUGGUGGAGAAACUUUCUCCAAAACCUUGUUUGCUGCAUCUACAUGACCACGAAACUUCGUGGAUGCUGCAGGUGCUACAUCUCAAUAUUUAUGGAUGUCUAUAUUUUCCGCCAAUUGAAGAUAGAAAAACGAUUGCAAAGAAGGCUGAUCAAGUUAUGCAUCAAGUUCAAAGGGUCAGGGAAAGGGAAAGAAGUGAACUUGUUCUGUAG